Molecule: messenger RNA, 29454 nt
Organism: Penaeus chinensis
Lineage: Eukaryota; Metazoa; Arthropoda; Malacostraca; Decapoda; Penaeidae
Gene: shot
Product: microtubule-actin cross-linking factor 1-like
Biological process (GO): intermediate filament cytoskeleton organization; wound healing
Cellular component (GO): cytoplasm; intermediate filament; membrane
Molecular function (GO): structural molecule activity; calcium ion binding; microtubule binding
Source: RefSeq, a predicted model, not a curated record
CGGUAGUGGUUCAGCCGAGGCCGGCUCUGCAGGACCGACUUUAUUCAUAUAACGCGCUGGGUUUAUGGUGGUGGUGGUUAUGGUGAUUCAGUUACCAAAUAUCUACUUUGUAUUCGUAUCUAGCUUGUGAACCGAACCUCUGACAUGGAGAACGUAGAUAAUCGUAAGUUCGACCCCCCAGCUCUCGUAGAGAGUCUGGCCGAUGUGUCUAGCGACCCCGCCAGCGAAGCAAACGAUAAGCGAGCCGCGACACACAGUCUCCUCAUUGUGGAAGAACUGGAGGAUUCCGCGAGCGAGGACCACGGCGGGGCAAGUGCAUCCCCGGCCACCGAAGCGACCCUCGGGGACGGCCUGAACCCCCCGAAGGAGAAGAUACGACGCCACUCCUCCUACGAGUCGCCGAGGCUGUCUGCGCUGCCUGCUGCAAGGCCCUCGCGCAAGAUCAGCCUCGCAGCUCCCAUGCAGCCAGUCAGCAGGAGGAAAGAAGCCUACAAGUAUAACCACGCCCCCCUCAGCAUUGCUUCGGGGACCAUUGAGGACGACGAGGCCGACGCACAGAGGAUUCGGCGCGCCCUUGGCAUUCCCUUCGACGAGGACUUCAGCAGAAAGAACUAUGAGAGAGACGCCAUCCAGAAGAAGACGUUUACGAAAUGGGUGAACAAACACUUAAAAAAGCGCUACACGUGCAUUACGGUCUGCAACAACUGCAACGAUGGCUCCUGCUGCUCGCCCGUAGCGGGGAAGCAAGUCCGAGACCUGUUCGAGGACCUCCGCGAUGGCCACAACCUCAUCUCCCUGCUGGAGGUGUUGUCGGGCGAGCACCUGCCCCGGGAGCGAGGCCGGCUGCGCUUCCACAUGCUGCAGAACGUACAGCUCACCCUCGACUUCCUCAGAUACCGCAAGAUCAAACUUGUCAACAUCCGGUGUGAAGAUAUCGUCGAUGGCAACCCCAAGCUCACCCUUGGGCUCAUAUGGACGAUCAUCCUUCACUUCCAGAUCUCGGAUAUCAUGGUGGGUCAGGAGGAGAACCUGACGGCCAAGGAGGCGCUGCUGCGGUGGGCGCGCCUCACGACCCACAAGUACCCCAAUGUCGACGUCAAGAACUUCACCACCUCCUGGAGGGACGGCCUCGCCUUCGUCGCCAUCAUCCAUAGGAACAGCGAGGUCAUCCGAAGCAGAAGCGCCUCCAGGAAUGAAGCCUCCAAAGGUUCUGACGGAGGGGGUCCUGAGCCCGCGCCACCCGACCUGGUUGAUUGGCGUGCCCUCCGCCAGAGGUCUCCCAGAGAUCGACUUGAAACAGCCUUUCAUGUCAUGGAGCGCGAGUACGGCGUCACACGACUUCUCGACCCUGAAGAUGUUGAUACCCCGGAACCAGACGAGAAGUCGUUGAUUACGUACGUGUCGCAGCUCUAUGAGAUCUUCCCAGAGCCACCCUCUAUUCAUCCCUUGUUCAACAUUGAGGCGCAACGCAAGCUAGAAGAGUACCGAGAAAUGGCCACCACACUACUUCACUGGAUCCGCGAACACAUCUCCAUCAUGAGGGACCGCCACUUCCCCUCAAACACCAUCGAACUCAAGAGAAUGGCCCAAGAGAGCACCAGAUUCCGACAAGAAGAAGUUCCUCCUCGACUGCGUGACAAAAACAACUGUCAGCGUUUGUACCGAGAGAUCCAGAAGCUCCUUGACGGCACGGGCUUUCUGGAGGACGAACUGGCUCCUGAACUCCACUACAACAACGUCGACGCUGAGUGGAACAAGCUCAUGUCGCUCUUCCAGGAGAGAGACGAUGCCUUACACGAUUCCUUGUCCGGUGCCGACAGACUCCAGCGACUGGCGGAGAAGGUCCACCGCGAGAUCAAGCAGACCGAGAUCACUCUGGAGGAGGUCGAGAUCCGCAUCGAGGACGAGGCGAGAAGAGUGGAGCGACUCCACCCUAUGGAUGCCAAACGAAACUGUGAUGCCUUGGACGGAGAGUUGGCUCAGUGCGAGGAUACGAUCAAGACCCUGCACUCCGACGUCAAGGUCCUCCGCGACGGGAAAUACCACGAGGCCCCCACGCUUCACAAGAGGGUUGUGAAACUAGAAGAACGAUACGUAAGUGUGAGGACCCUAUUCGAGAACCGCCUGCUUAUAGUUCUUAACAAUAGAUCGUUUACCCAACAAGAAUCCUACACCACCACCAAGAGAAUAGUUGUUUCCGAAUCCCGACUUGUCGAUACGAACGAACACUUCCGGUUCCUCCAGGAGUGUAUCAACUGGUGCAAAGACAAACUUAAAAAGUUGAACGACAGCGAAUACGGCAAUGACCUGGCAGCUGUGGAGAAGGAGUACGACAGCCACCAGAAAGAGCACAAGAUCAUCCAUCAGUUCCACACUAAUGUCGACAAGUGUGCAGCCGAGGAGAGUAACUUCAGCGGCGAGGAACAGCAGGUGUACAUCAACCUGUUGUCUCAGCUGCGUAAGAUCUAUGCAGAGCUUCUCUCUCUGAGCAACAAACGUGUGUCAGACUUGCACAGCCUCCUGGAUUUCCUGCAAGCUGCAACACAGGAGCUCAUUUGGCUCAACGAACGCGAGGAACAAGAGCUGAACAGAGACUGGGCUAACAAGAGCUUGAACAUCAAUGACGUAGAACGAUACUAUGAGAAGCUCAUGAGCGAACUCGAAAAGAGAGAGGUGCAGUUUAGCGCCGUACAAGACCGUGGCAACAGCUUGGUCAUUGGACACCAUCCUGCCAGCAAGACCGUGGAGGCGUACCUGGCGGCCAUGCAGACGCAGUGGCAGUGGCUCCUGGAGCUGACCCUGUGCCUCGAGACGCACCUCCAGCACGCCUCCCAUUACCACACCUUCUUCACUGACAUCGCAAACGCCGAACAGUGGAUCAUGGCACAAGACGAAAAGCUGAACACCACAUAUUCGACGACGGACUUCGGUCUGGAUGAUGGCGAACAGCUCCUGCGCGAGAUGCAAGACAUCCGGGAAGAAUUGUCACAGUUCAACUCGACCGUGGAUGAACUGAUCAACAGGGCCAAGUCCGUUGUCCCUCUCAAGCAACGCAGACAGACACUGAGACAGCCUACGUCCGUCACUGCAAUUUGCAACUACAAAAAGAUGGAUAUGAGCAUCAACAAGGGCGAGCGUUGCACUGUGCAUGACAACAGCAACAGAGCCAAGUGGAGCGUAGUGACAAGCUCGGGCAGCAAGGGCAUGGUGCCAGGCGUCAUCUUCACCAUCCCGCCGCCCAACCAGGAGGCCAUCGACGCCGCCGAAAAGCUCAAGCGCCAGUACGAGAGGUGCAUCGCCCUCUGGCAGAAGAAACAGUUGCGCAUGCGUCAGAACAUGAUCUUUGCUACCAUCAAGGUUGUGAAGAGCUGGGAUCUUGCUCAGUUCAUUGCGAUGGGAGCAGAGCAGCGCAAUGCCAUCCGUAAGGCGCUGAACGAAGACGCUGAGAAAUUGAUCCAAGAAGGAGACCCGAACGAUCCCCAGCUGAGACGACUGAAGCGAGAGAUCGAUGAAGUCAACAGACUCUUCGAUGAAUUUGAGCGUCGUGCAGCCGAGCCCAAGCCAGGGGCAGUGUUGUCCGACCAAUGCAGCAGCCUGAAGGAGUACCUCGACAUGAUGGAGAAGACGCUCAUCCAACGGUGCCUUGCUGCCAUCCCUCGGGACCUGGACCUCCUCGAGCAGCUGGUCAUCGAGCACAAGCAGUUCGAGAACGACCUCUCCUCGCACGAGCUGGAGGUUGAAAGCAUCCAGAAGAACUACCAGAACUUGACCCGCCGAACGCCUGCCGUACAACGCCAGGUUGAGUCCAUUACACAACAAUGGGAUCGCAUCUGGGCCCUCUCGCAUGUCUACAUCGAACGAAUGAAGUGUGUCGAGAUGGUUGUGACUGGCAUUGAGGAGGGAACCCAAGUCGUGUCCGAGGUUGAGCUGAAGCUCGCUGAGCACCAGGACCUACCCGACGAACUCGAUGACUUGGAGCGAGUUCACCAGGAACUCCUCGACAUCCAGCAGAUUGUCCAAGAUCACCAGGUGUUGAUCGAUCGCCUCCUGGAGGAAUGUCGCAAUGUUCGCACACUCGUAGUAAAGUCAAGACCGAGUCAGAAGAUCCACCCGGACGUGGACCGAUUAGAAGAGGACGUGAGAAAGCUGCGCAUGCGCUGGGAGAAUAUCUGCUCGCAAAUUAUUGAAAGGUUGCGAAGUUGUGAAGCUGCAUGCGAACUUCUCACCAAGUACCGCAAUGGUCAUGAUGUGGAGAAGGUGGACCUCAGCGACUUCGAGACUGGCCUCCGCAACCAGAAGAUUGAAGACCUCGGACCUUCUGAGGCCGAGCUAGAACUAGAGAGGUUGAGGAGCAUGUACAUGAAAAUUAUAGCGAAGAAAACAAGCAUAGAACAUGUAAAUACCCUUGGCGGCCGAUUCAUACGGGAAGCCAAGAUCUAUGACUUGCGCCUGUCCCAGUACAAGGCAAGUCUAGAAGAGGUACACCCUAGUCUGGACGCGAGCCUAAGGAAGAGGCCUCGCAUCCAGAGUGGGGAAGAGAAUGUGGCUCAGCAGCUGGACAAGCUCAACGCCCAGUACCAGUUCAUCGCCGACGAAACUUACGACCGAAUCGCCAAGAUUUACAAUCGGUUCCGACACGAGAAGAAAUUCAACUUCCAGCUCGAAGAUCUCUCUCCUAUUAACCUGGACAAAACUUUCCGUACGGAGCUUAACUUGCAAGAUGAUCGUCAACCAGACAAGGAAGCCCUUAUCAUGGAGGAAGGCUUGGAGUCGAGGUUACUCUCAGAAGCCCAGGUGAUGGUGACAGGUGCCUCACUGCCCCUCCAGCGUCGCUCCUCAGCCACACAGCUGAUGGAGACUGACACUGUUGACAGUCAGGUCACCACCACCACGUUGGGGGGCUCCUCGCUUCAGGUAACCACCACUUCCUCCAUGCGACGGCUAACUCCCGCUUCUGCUGCUGCCACCGGGGUUGCUGAACCUCACUUGGUUCAUCCUGAGACCGGGGAGCAGCUGACCUUACACCAGGCCAUGGAACUAGGUCUGGUGGACUUGGCAUCAGGCAACAUGAUUCAUCCUACCACAGGGGAGACUUUCCCCUUGAAUGAGGCUGUGCAGCGUGGUUAUCUCAGCCCUACUCUUUUGCAGCAUCUUCAGACCCCUUGUGGCAUUAAGGAUCCAACCACAGGGCGCGAACUAACACUUUUAGAGGCUACAAAGCAGGGGUUAUUCAGUCCUGAAGAAGGCGCCUUCAGGGACCCCACAACAGGCAAACUACUAACACCUGAGGAGGCUGCUAAAGUUGGCUUCGUCAUUUUGGAGAAGGUAAGCUUCUUUACCCAACUCUGUGUACCAGUGGUGGCUCCGCUCUCUCUAUACCAUGCGAUAGUUGAGGGCCAUGUUAAUGUACGGACAGGAGAAUUCACCGUUCCUACUUCAGGAGAAAAGAUUCCCAUAACACAAGCCUUUGCCAAGAACUACAUCUCCGCAGAUCCAUCUCAUGUGUCAACGAGUGGCAUUACACUCUCUGAAGCCAUUGCUCAAGGUUUUGUAGAGCCAUUCUCUGGCCAGGCUGUUGACAGGAACUCCGGAAACAAGUAUACGUUAGAUGAGGCUCUUGAGAGAGGUUUGUUAGCAUCCCAUGUAAGAGAGGUCGUUAAUUCGGACACAGGCUGUAAAAUGACUCUUGCUGAAGCUAUUGAUGAAGGUGUGAUAGAUGUGACAGCUGGGCGAUACGUAAAUAACGUUACAGGGCAGAAAAUACAGUUUAAUGAGGCAAUGCAGCAACAGCUGAUCUGUAGACCCUAUACACUGAAAGACUGCAAUGAUCUUAAAAUCUUAGAUGCGAAUGGGCACAUUCAGGAUCCUCAGAUUAAGGAUUAUGUUCCCUUACUGGAAGCAGUAGGGAAGGGCAUUGUAGAUGUUGACCUGAAAUCAGUGAAGGACACUGCUGCAAAGACCCUUCUAACUCUUCCUGAGGCCUUGAUGUUUUCUGUGAUACUACCUGAGGGAAAAUAUCGUGACACCGAGAGUGGAGAAGUUAUGAGUCUGAUUGAUGCUGUGAACAAGGGGCUUAUUACAUCAGUGUGUACUAAAACAAUCUUUGAUAUAGAUGGCAUAAAAGAUCCUGAAACAGGUGACUAUAUUAGCUUCAAGAUGGCUCUACUCAAAGACGUUAUCAGUCCAAAAACUGGGUUAUUCAAAGACCAAAGAACAGGUAAGACCAUGACCCUAGAAGAUGCUGUAGCAGCCAAGAUGAUCCAACCACAAAUACUUGAAACACUUAAGAUGAAUAUAGGAAUGGUUGAUGAGGGAGGAAACGAAAUGAAUGUAGUAGAUGCAGUAUUAUCAGGACGACUUGAUCCUAACAGUGGUGAGAUUCUUCAUCCCACAAGUGGAAAGGCAGUUGCACUAGAGGAUGCAGUGAAUACAGGUUUAGUGACCCCUGAAGGAGCUGCCACACUGAAGGGUCUCUUGAGUGUGACUGUCACUACUGCUACAAUUACCAAGACUAUUAAGAGGUAUGUAACAGUCAAGACCACUGGAGUUGUAACAACAGAAUCUAGAAUUACAUUAAAAGAGGCCCGAAGCAAAGGUCUUGUUGAUGAGGUCCAAGGUACAUACCAUGAUCCUGAAACUGAUAAGACUAUUCCUCUAGAUGAGGCUAUUCAACAAGGUCUUGUAACUUUGUCUUCAGAAUGGCCCACUACCCUACCUAGUGAUGAAUCUACAGCAGAUUCCCUUAGUGGUUCAAUAUCGCCAACAAGGGAGGCUACAAAACGUCAUCUAUCUCCUGGAAAGUCACCAAGUCCAGUAAAGGCUGCUAGAACAGACUCUGAAAGAGAGAGUUCUCCUUCAUCACCUGAUAAAACAGAUAGGGACAAGUCAAUAAGCUCUCGUAGUUCUGAGGGAACUGAAACAUCAUUAGACAAGAGACCAGACACACUUUUCCAAACUUCUUCUUCAAGAGAAGGUUCUCCCACAAAGUCAGGGCCAGAUUCACCUUCAAAGUCUUUCAGUUCAAGACAGGGGUCACCUUAUUCUGAUUCUAGGGAAUCUCCAACUAAGUCUUUUGGCUCAAGAGCAGAUUCUCCAAUGAAAUCCAGUGGUAUAGGUCCAGAGUCCCCAUUGAAAACUGAUGAAUCUACUCCCACCUCUCCAGAUAAAGGAAGAACAGGUAGGGUAAUUGUGUCCCCAGAGAAAAUGCCACCAGGCACAAAAACUUCAUUUAGGUCCCCAGCUGAUUCUGUUGACAGUGCUAUGGGCAAUGUUGAUGAUUUAGAUAUGACAUCAUCAGGGGCAUCACUUACAGGCACCACAUCUGUACUAAAUGAGAGUUACACUGCUAAGACCAGAACACUUGAAUUGCCACCAGAUGGAUGGUACCUUAAGGAAGCUAUUACUGAAAAGCUUUAUGACCCAGUAAUGGGUCUCUUUACCAUCCCUGGUACCGACAGGUUAGUGAGUUUUGAAGAGUGUGUCAAGAUAGGAAUAAUUGAUCCAAGAUCAGCAGAGGUAGUUGACCCUAAGAAUGGUCGAAUUAUUGCUUUAACCAGAGCUUUAGACAAGAAAAUUCUUGAUGCUACAGGAAAGUAUCCAGACAGUGAGUCUAACUCUAACAGAAGGCUUACUAUGCAAGAAGCUAUUACGAAGAAAUUUGUAAUUCUCAAAGAUCGCACAGAUUCCCAAGAGUUUGCAUCUGGGCGUGUUAUUCAGAUCACAAGUGUCGAGGGACAGCCAGACAAAGUUCAGGUGUCAGGUGAUGCAUCAAACAUAUUUACAGAAAUUAAAACUAAUGAAGCAGUCGUUGAUUCAGCUCCUGUCGAAAUUAAACCCGGCAUGAUGUUUGAUCCUACACAGGGCAGUGUUCAGCUGGAUGAUGGGUCUGUUGUUGAUGUGGUGACAGCCGUGAAGGAAGGCAAGAUUCAGCCAACUGGAGUUAAAGUAAAGGAUCCAUAUUCUGGACGAGAUCUCAAUAUCAGCGAGGCCAUGAGGAAGGGGAUCAUUGAUAAGGAGUCUGGUGAAUAUAAAGAUAAGACUGGUCGCAAGCUGUCCCUUACAGAUGCUGCAAAAUAUGGUGUCUUAGGAAUAGCUGCUGUUAUAGGUGCCCCUGUUAUUGCCGGCGUUGCAGCUGCACAGGCUAUCAAGAAGGGCAUUAAGAAGGUGAAAAAGAUUGAUCCUAAAACAGGCACAGAAAUUAUUAUUGAAGAGAGUGUUGAAGUUAUUACAGAUUCUCAAAGUGAAGAGGAAACUUCGGAGACUGUUGUUGGUAAAAGGAAGGAAUCAACAAUUAAGUCCACAACAGUUGUAGAGACAGAUAUUGUUCUUCAAGAUCCUGUAACUGGCCGGGAGAUGACCCCAGAGGAAGCCUUUGCAGAGGGACUAAUUUCUCCAGAAGAACUGGAGGAAAUUAAGAGUUCUGCUCAAGAAAGAAUUGUUGAGGUACAGGAUGAAAAGGUAUCAGAAGAGGAUAUGAUUACUAUUCCACACGAAAAGGAAUAUCAAAUUCUAGGCCCUGAGGACACCAGUAAAGACAAAGUAGAAGUAGUUAUGAAGGCAGGAUCACCAGAGAAGACCCCAUCACCCAUGAAAGCAGGGUCACCUGAGGGAGUACCUUCACCUGUGAAAGCAGGAUCACCUGAGAAGGCACUUUCACCUGUGGAGGCAGGAUCACCCAUGAAGGCACCUUCACCUGUGAAGUCAGGAUCACCAGAAAAGGCACCUUCACCAUUGAGAGCAGGAUCACCUGUGAAGGCAGGAUCACCUGAGAAGGCACCUUCACCUGUGAGAGCAGGAUCACCAGAAAAGGCACCUUCACCUGUGAGAGCAGGAUCACCUGAGAAGGCACCUUCACCUGUGAAGGCAGGAUCACCAGAAAAGGCACCUUCACCUGUGAGAGCAGGAUCUCCUGAGAAGGUACCUUCACCUGUGAAGGCAGGAUCACCUGUAAGGGCAGGAACACCUGAGAAGACACCUUCGCCUACAAAGGCAGGUUCACCAGUAAGGACAGAACCAACUGAAAAGGCAGGGACCCCAGAGAAAAUACCUUCACCUGUUGAAGUUGAAUCGCCUGGAAGGGCAGGUUCACCAGAGAAGGCCUCAUCUCCUGUAAAAGCAGGCUCUCCUGAAAAGACUCCUAUGCUUGAAGGGGCAAUCUCACCUACAAAAACAUCACCUGUACGUAGAUCCCCGGAAAAAUCUGCAUUGCAAGAGACAGAAGAUGUGCAGAAAACUAAGGAACCUGAAGAAUCUAGUUCACCGAGUAAGGACAAGGCAGGUUCACCUAAAAAGGAAUUGCCAGAAGGCUUGUCUCCAAAAGAAGUUAAUGGGAAGCUUGAAAUUGAAGGUGAUCUUGCAGAUUCAAAAGAUCCCACCAGACCUGAAGCCUCCAGUCCUGAUGAUUUUGGCGAUAGGAAAAUGUCUCUUGGGGAGAAGACCAGAGAACGUGUUACAACUGAACCCAAAUUCAGUGUUGCUAUAGGGCGAGCGAAGUCUUUACCAAGCCCUGACCAUGAAGGAAAACCUGUCAGACUUCAAAAAGUACGCAGGAAGACUAUGAAACCCAAGCAAGCCGCUUCAAAGGGUGUUGUUGAUGAAAACACUGCUGCCAUUCUCGAAGAUCCUAAUACAUUCCGUGGACCAGAUGGUGAAUCAAUAACCUUAGAGGAAGCCCUUAAGCUGAAGAAGAUUGAUGGGGACACAGGAGCUGUGCUUGAUAUUGCACGAGGAGAGCCAUUAACAAUUACAGAGGCUGUAGAAAGAGGUGUUCUUGACAGGAACACUGGUAAUGUGUUGAUUCCUGUUGGGCGCAGUGUUACUCUCCCAGAAGUUGUAACACAGGGUCUCCUUGACAAAGAUUCUCAGAAAUUCAUUCAUCCUGAGACUGGUACCAGUUUAACACUUAGUGAGGCAGUUCUCUGUGAUAUCAUUGACCCUAUUUCACAGGUUAUUGAGCCAAAUACACAAGAAAUUAUCACUUUGGAGGAAGCUAUGAAGAGAGGUAUUAUUGAUCCAACCAGUGGUCAAGUUAAUGUUUCUAAAGGACCCGUGUCAAUUUUAGAGGCAGUUGAUAUGGAUAAUGUCUUUGUCACACCAACUGCUGCCAGGGUAGAUUGGCUUCCCCCUGUGGGAAUGACCUUCCCUGUUGCUUUGCAACGAGGCCUUGUCGAUGCUGACAAUAAAGAAAUAGUUAAUCCUGUAACAACAGAUCGUCAACCACUAAAAACAGCCAUUGAAAAUGAUUUCAUUAUGGCAUUGCCAUGCCCUAUUUUACCAGAGAGUGUUCAAGUAACUCAGGCUCUUGACUGUAAACUAAUUGAUACAGAAUCCUGCACAUUCACCAUACCAAACUCAGGACAAGAGGUUCCUGUUGAAAAUGCUGUUGAAAGUGGCUUGCUUCAAAUUAAGCCUAUGACAACUGUUUUAUCACCAGAAGAAACUGUUAUCAGCCAAGAAGUAAUAACAGAAACAGUAAGGACUUACGAAACUAUCACCACCACCACAGUAAAAGUCGAAACUGGAUAUAUACUUAUCAGCCCAACAGAAGUGAAAAAUGAAAAAACUGGUGAGAUACUGUCUAUAGAAGAGGCAAAGAAAAAAGGCAUUGUUGAAGAUCUUGGCACAGAGGAGUAUGAGGAAAAACCAACAUUUAGAGAGGCAGCAGAACAAGGACUCAUUGACUUUGCUAAAGGAACAUUUGAAGACCCUAACACAGGUAAUGUUAUUCCAAUUGAUAAAGCCAUUCAAAAAGGUCUUGUGGAGCCCAUGGAACCAGCACCUUCUACUGAAGUUACCAGUAAAAUCAAUAUUAUGCAGGCCUUUUCAACAAUCUAUCAUGAGAAGUCUGGGAAGUUUAAAGAUCCCCAGUCAGGUACUCUGUUAACACUUGAGGAAGCAGUUGAUAAAGGAGUAAUUGAUCCAGAAGCAAUGGUCUACGACACAAAGAGUGGCCAGGCAUUGUCAACUAAAGAGGCUGUGGAUAAAGGUGUAAUUGAUGUGAAAGCUGGUGACUUUAUUGAUGCCAAAACAGGAUCAAAGGUUAAAGUUAAAGAUGCUGUGAAGAUGGGUCUGCUUGCAGUUAUUGGUGCACCAAUACUUGCUGGAAUGGCUGUUAAAGAAGUUAUUAAGGUGGCUCAUGAUAAAAUAAAAUCAUCAUCUGCAGAAAAGAAAACUAUUGUGACUGAGAUCACAGAAGAGUAUGAACCAGUUAAGACAGCAGAGGACAUGCUUAAAAGACCAUCCAUGCGAUCUGAGGAUGAAAUUUCUCUACCAGUGAUUGAAGUUGGUCAGAAAAUGACCUUAAGAAAUGCAAUGGAGGGACGUUACAUUGAUGUAGAUUUGUGUGUAGUUGUAUCCCCCUCCACAGGAAAGAGACAACCUUUAAGACGUGCCAUAAUUGAAGAGUUUGUUACCCUAGUGACUGUUAUUGAAAUUCGCAGUCGGACUGAGAUCUGGAUUGUUGAGGAAAUCACAAUUAUAACAGAAGUUGUCAGGACUUUGGAUCCUAAGGUGAUGGCUCAGAAAGGUCAGUAUGAUCCUAAUAGUGGCAACUUUGUUGAUCCAGACACUGGUAAAGAGAUCUCGUUCCAGCAGGCAAUAGAGAAUUCUGCCUUAAACUCAGAACUUACAGUAGUAAAAGAUCCCACAACUGGAAAGGAGAUACCUCUUCAGGAAGCUAUUGAUAAGGGAAUUGUAAGUCCAACAACAGGAGAAGUGGUAGAUCCUCAAACAGGGGAGUCCCUUACAUUCUUUGAAGCUGCCCAGAAGGGUCUCAUUAAACCUGAUGAGAAAAAGGAACUGACAGAAGAAAAAUCCAAAGCUGUUGCUUCUCUGGAUGAUGCCAUUGGGAAGGGUCUUCUGAACCUAGACACAGGAAUGUUUACUAAUCCUGGAACUGGAGAAUCCAUGACAGUUGGUGAAGCUUUGAAGAGUGGCCUUCUAGAUCCUGCUACCGUCCAUAUAUAUGAUCCAAGGAAUGAGGAUGUAGCCUCCUUGAAGGAAGCAGUUGAAAUGGGGCUGAUUGACCUAGAUUCAGCCAAAUACACAGAUCCAGAGACAGGUUGUGAGAUGGAUUUAACGACAGCCUUGUCCAAAGGAAUUUUGGUUCCUAAGAGAAAGGCAAUGUCCUUGGUGGCUGUGGUAAACAAAGGUCUUUAUGAUAAGAAGUCUGGCAAAAUUAAUGAUAGCAUAACCAAACAAAAGCUUGACGUGGAUGAGGCUGUAAAGAGAGGUAUAGUGAAUGCCUUUAUCACCCUCUGCAAGGACACCAAAGCAGACAAAUAUAUUACACUUGAUGAUGCUCUGCUGCUUGAUCUAGUAGUAGCUCAAAAUGGGAAGUUCAAAAAUACCAAGAGCAACUUGUUUAUACCUUUGGAUGAAGCAGUGAAACAAAAAUUAAUUGUGACUCACCGUACAUCUGUUCCUCUUACUGAUGCUGUUCUUGGUGAAAUGUAUGAUCCCACAGAAGGUACAUUCUAUGAUGCUUGUGAAGGUGAUGAAUUGACAUUGAAUGACUCCAUGGCUUGCAGAUUAGUGGACACAAGUAUCUGUAGAGUUAAGAUCGAUGAGGAAACUUAUACCAUAAAAGAUGCACUUGACAAGUCCAUAUUGGAUGGUGAUUCUGGCAAGUUACUUCAGCCAGAAGAGAUGAGCCUUGAUAUAGCAGUGAAAAAAGGUUACUUGAUAACUAUUGUGGGUACAUUCUCAUUGCUCCAAAUUAUUGAGGAUGGUCUUUAUGACCCAGAAACAGGUCUGAUCACUGUAGAUGGAGAUCGAAUUACCAUUAAGGAUGCAAUUGAAAGAGACGUUGUUGAUGCUUCAUGUUUAACUAUAAAGGACCCUCGAACUGGAGAGACCAUAAGCUUGGAAGAAGCAAUUAAAUCAGGCUUGAUUGAUCCUGUUACUGGUACUUUCAGGGACCCUGUAACUGGUGCCGAUGUUGAACUAACAGAAGCAUUAUCAAAGGGUGUAGUGGUAGAAGGUAAAACUACCUUUACUCUGUAUCAGGCUGUGACCAAAGGCCUCUACAAUCCAAGCACAGGUCGUGUUACAAGCCCUGUAUCUCAAGAUCAACUGACUGUUCACAAGGCCAUUCGCAGUGGCAUUAUUGACACUAGCACAACCCUAGCUCGUGAUCCCAACACAGAGAAAUUAAUGAGUUUCAAACAGGCCACUUCAAAUGAACUUGUUGAUACAAGAACUGGCAUGAUAAACUUUGGCAGAAUUAAAAAGAUGAAUUUCAAGGAUGCAUUUGAGCAGGACUAUCUCAUGGAGGCUCAGAUGCCAAUGGCUCUCAGAGUAGUGAUCAUGAAAGAACUCUAUGAUGAGGAGAGUGGCAGGUUCUUGAGUCCUUCUACUGGGGAGUGGAUAUCUCUGUCUCAAGCUCUAGCUGUACAGAUGAUUGAUCCAGACUCGACACAUGUGAAAGACACGCUUUCUGGCCGCCUUAAGAAGGUUAACAUUAGAGAAGCUAUUGAAUGUGAUCUCAUUGAUGGUGAGACUGCUCUGGUCAAAAACCAUCAGACAGGCACCCAACACACUAUAUUAGAAGCUUAUGAACUAGCUCUGAUCAUUGACAGUCGUGUUGCCAUGUCGCUUCAACGUGCCUUGCAUCAAGGGUUAUUAGAUGAUGAACAGGGACUCCUAACAGAUGUCAACACAGGUAAGAAAAUAACCUUACAUGAGGCUAUGAGACGCCUUGUAAUCAACCCAAGCCUUCCGUGUUACUGGGACAGUAAUUCUUCAACAUGUCUUUCACUAGUGCAAACCUGUAGGGAGGGUAUUAUUGACCGCCGGCUUGGCAAAUUCAAUGACCCAAAAUCUGGAUGUACUCUUACCUUAAUGGAUGCUCUUGACCAUGGAAUGAUCCUGGAUAUUGACAAACCUCAGAGUCUGCAUGAUGCUGUCACCAUGGGAUUUUGUGAUCCUAAAUCAGGUAGAAUGAUACAACCUAACACAGGAAGGAAGUUGACUUUAGCUGAUGCCUGUAAGCAAAACAUAAUAGAGCCAUCUGUCUCAAUUAUUAGAGAUGCUAGCAAACCUCGUUUCAUGAAGCUGAAUAUUGCUGUAGGAGAAGGUCUUAUUGAUGAUAUUAAAGGGAGAUAUGUUAUGCCUGAGUCAAGAGAAGAGCUUACACUUGAGGAGGCUGUAGAAAAGAAGCUCAUAGUUACAUCUAAACGACCACUUACUGUGGAAGAAGCUUUGAGCUAUUGCCUGUACACACCAGAAACAGGCCGUUUGAUAGAACCAUGUGUAGGAGACAAACUGGACCUGGCUGAGGCCAUUGAUCAUUCUCUCAUUGAUGGAAACACAACAGCCCUGAAGAAUCCCGCAGAUAGCACAAUUAAAAGUAUACGUGCUGCUGUUGAGGACCUAGAUAUCGAUGUCUCUAAAGGCAUGGUCACAGAUCCUCAAACAAAGAAAUCUUACCCUCUCAAUGUAGCCUUUGACAGAGGCCUUAUUGUAACUGUAGGCAAGCCUAAAAGUUUCAUGCAGGCUGUUCGUGAGGGAUCCAUAGAUUUUGAAAAAGGUACAUACACAGAUCCAGAAACAGGUAUUGAGUAUACACUGGAGGAAGCUCUUCGGUAUGAACUAGUGGAUCCAGAUUCUGCAGUGAUUAAGGAUCCAAGAACAGGUAGAUACAAAACUCUGAAGAGAGCCAUCCAGGAAGGGCUUGUUGACCUGAAAAAGCGUGCUAUGUUUGACCCACAAACUGGUACUCUAAAGACCUUGUGCAUAAUCUUCGACCAAGGAACUAUAGUGUUCCUUAGAGAGCCCUUAUCAUUUGAUGAAGCUAUCGACAAAGGCCACCUGAACACAGAGACAGGAAUGUUUAUUGAUCCCAACUCAAAGGAAGUUCUAAAUCUUCGAGAAACCUGCCGUCUUGGUCUGAUUGACCCCAAGACUGUCCUUGUAAAGAAUACUCGAACCAGGCAACUUCUUCAGCUGCCUGAAGCUUGUGAAGUAGGUGCUGUUGAUGCUGAUAAGGGCAUGGUUUAUAAUACAGCUACUAGUCACCUACUAACUAUCGCUGCUGCAAUGGACUCUGGACUCAUCAUCACACCACGCCGUGGAUUAGCUCUCUUAGAAGCACUAGACUAUGGUCUCUAUGAUGAGAAGACUGGGCACUUGCUCAACCCUCAUGAGAAAAAUCAUAUAUCCCUGCGAGAAGCAAUAUCUUGUGGGUUGAUCGACAGCACAACAACCAUGGUAAAGUGUCCCGCUAGCGGCAGCAUCCAAGGCAUUGCUGAGGCUACACGUAUUGGUUUGCUGGACGAUCAGGGUGGUGCUGUGAUAGACCCUACCUCAGGCACUCACUACCCACUACCUGAGGCUCGUCGCCAGGGCUACCUGCUCACCGCACAAGCGCGGCAAGCAAUGAUCGAGAAGUACAAGCAGUGUGAUGCUACAAUAGUAGACAUGAUGGACGAAGUGAGUGAGAUUGAACGGCGUUUGGCAGAACAAGAGCCAGUCAGCGAGAAUGCCAAUGGUCUUCGUAACCAGAUCAACACUGUUAAGGCAAUCAAAGAUGAGUUGGAUGAGAUGUUCCGUCCUCUCGGAACCUGCCUGGAUGGAGUACGCCAGGUGGUGAACCAAGGGGGUGAUGUUCUAUCCCGUGAGGAGCUGGAGUCUCUGGACAUGGCUGCCACCAGGCUGAAGCAGCGCUAUGACAAGUGUGUCGACCAGGCCGAUACCACCCACCGCCGUCUUACCACUGCUAUGGAGGAGUUCUCCAAGUAUGAAAAGGAGAUUGCUCUCUUCCAGACAUGGUUGAGGCAGGCAACUAAGACUUUGAUUGAGAAAGAGCGCCUUUGCUCAGACCUCAAUAAAAUCAAGAACCAUGAACAGGGAUGCCGAGACUUCCUGGGUGAUGUUAUUGCCCACCAGGCUGACCUCCGCUUCAUCACCAUGGCCACCCAGAAGUUCUUGGAUGAGUCCAGCGUGUACCUCCGCACAGUCAACAACUUCCGCACUUCACUGCCGGAGAGAUACCCAGUUUUGCAAGCUGAUCCCGACUCGGUGGUCCGCGAUGCCGCCGAUGACGUUACGGCUGAGUUUAAGGAUCUGCUAGCCAGAGCCAACAAACUAGUUGAUAAGGUUACAAGUGUCGGCAACAAACAGCGUGAUUACACCGAAUCCAUUGAGAAGGCCAUACGCUGGCUGAAGGACACCGAUGUCAAGAUUACCAGAAUCCUUCAGGAACCUGUAGGAGCAGAGCCCAAGAGCGUCCAGGAUCAGCUGGACAAGACGAAGGCCAUCAACAACGACGUAGUGGCACAGUCUCGCCUCUUCGAUAAUUGUCGUGGAACGGCGGCGGCGCUGCUGCGUGCUCUGGAGGGGGAGCUCGAUGCCAACGAGAAAGACGCGAUCGAGCGCCCUCCUGAAGAACUCUACGAGAGGUACAAUGAGCUGGCUGACCGCCUGGCACACCGCUGCCAGGAGCUGGACACCGCCCUUGUGCAGUGCCAGGGUGUGCAGGAGGGUCUGGACUCGCUCAUGGCCUGGCUCUCGAGCAUCGACUUGCAGCUAAAGAACGCCAGCAAGCCUGCAUCUCUGAACCGCGAUCGCCUGGACGAACAGGUGCGAGAACACCGCCAGCUCCACGCAGACAUCAUGUCGCACCAGGCGUCGGUGGUGCAGAUCAACGACUCCGCGGAGGCGCUGCUCUCCUCCGCCUCCAACGCCCGUGUGGCCAAGAAGAUCGAGACCAAACUGAGGGAACUCAACACCAAAUUCGAGAAGGUGGUUGAGCGGUCCGAGGCCCGAGGUCACCACCUGGAGGUCGUGUCCACACAGCUCGAAGCCUUUACGGUGUCCGUGGAGCACUUCGAGGAAUGGUACAUCGAGAUCGUGGAGGUCGUGGAGUCGAGGGAGGUGCUUUCUCUCGAUGUCGAAAGCUAUGCUCGCAAGAUUGAUGAGAUUGCACGUCAGCGUGAUGCAAGAACUGGCGACUUUGAUGGCAUGAUCAAGACAGGAAAGGAACUUGUGUCGAAGAAGGAUGUCACAGACACAGCACCUGUAAAAGACAAGAUCAAGAACCUAGAGGGCCAGUGGAAGGAGCUAAAUGACACUCUGGACGAGAGAGCUCGCAAUGGCAAAGAGAGGUCAGAGCAGCUACUCGCUUACGAACAGUUGCGAGACCGUUGCACUCAGUGGCUCACCACCACAGAGAACAUCCUUGAUAAUGCCCAGGCUGUUGGCCUUGAGACUGAGAUUGUUAAGAGACAAAAUGAAGAACUCAAGCCACUUCACAAGGAAUUCCGUGAAUAUGCUAGCACCGUUGACAAACUCAAUGAACUUGGCAAUGCAUACGAUGCCUUGCUGCGAGGUGAGAGACCAGAGAGUCCGACAAGACGUCGAUCAUCUGUCACACCAGCCAAGCGUCCCUCUAUCACGUCGCCUCUAAAAUCCCCAGUGAGGCGAGUGUCACAGGACGCACGUAGUCCCUCACCCACGCAGAAGUUCAUGGGCUUCAACGGGUCUGGCCCCAUGUCACCCAUCCCUGGUGGUUAUGCUAGCAGGCGCACAUCACAGGAAGGAUUCCACCUCGAUGAUAUGAGUCCUAUCCAGAAGGAGUUGAUGCAAGUGAACAACCGUUAUGAAAUGAUUGGAAUGAGAUUAAGUGACCGUCAGAAUGACCUAGAUGUAAUGAAGGAGGAGCUGAAGAAAUUGAGUGAAAGUAUUCGCUCUCUCAACACUGUCUUGGAUAAGGCAGAGCGCAGCAUGCCAAGAGAUGCUGUGCCCACUACAAAAGAGGAAGCAGAUAAGCAUAAUAGGCAGUGCAAGAACAUCCAAGAUGAUCUGCUGGAGAAACAGCCUGCCCUUGAUUCACUGAAGAGCCAGGUCAUUGAGUUGAUCAAGAAGAGGCCUACUGCUCCUGGUGCUGACAUUUUGCAAGAUCAGUUUGACCUGGUAAAUGAUCGUUACAAGGAGCUCCAGGGUCGCCUCAAGGAUCGUCUCAGCUUCCUAGAACAUACCAAAGAUUUCCUUGAUAGCCAUGAUGCUCUCAACAACUGGCUUAAUUCAAAAGACAAGAUGAUGACUGUCUUGGGCCCCAUUGCUUCUGAUCCUCGCAUGGUCCAGAUGCAGGCUCAGCAGGUGCAGGUGCUCAGGGAUGAAUUCCAGGCACAGGAGCCAAAGCUUAAUGAUCUGAAUGAUGCUGGAGACAAGAUCAUCAGUGUAUGUGAGCCCAACUCACUGGCUGGAAAGAAGAUCAAUGACAAAUUGGAUGCCAUCAACAACAAGUGGACUGAGCUUAUUGGCCAGCUGGAUGCUCGAGACUCCGCUCUUAAUGCUGCCUCUGAUGCUAGCACAGAUUUCUACAAUAAUUACAAUAAGCUUCAUGAUACCUUGCUCAAGUUGGGUGAAGACUUUGAUGAAGUUUCAGCCAGUGGUGCUGAUUCAGCUCAGCAAAUUCAGGCUGUGCAAGAUCUAGAGAAAGGUUUGGAGAAAGUACGUGGUGCUCUUAUUGAUCUGGAGGGCUUGGGUGAACACCUGGUCUCUAUUCUCUCUGAUCCAUCAUCCAAGUCUGAUAUCAAGUCUAAAGUCACCCAGCUCAACAAAAUGUUCAAUAACCUGGAGAAGAAACUUGGUAACAGAAAGUCAGAAUUGGAAGCCUCCCUCAGAGAUGAAGAAAUGUUUGGCCAGUCAUGCCAAGACAUCCAAGAAUGGUUGGCUGACCAAGUGGCUCAUCUCAAGGAUAAACUUCUGGUUUCUGCAGACCGAGAUAUCCUCUCUCACCAGGUGAGUGACUUUGAGCCAGUCUACAAGGAUCUGAUGGCUAAGGAGCAUGAAGUCAUUAUGAUGAUUAAUAAGGGCAAGGAAAUUGUUGCCAAGUCAUCAAGAAAGGAUCUGAACAGACAGUUGUCAUCAACUCUCGAUGCAAUCAAAAAUGAGUGGGAUAAUGUACGCAAAACUGCUGUAGAGCGUCGAUCCAGACUUCAGAAGUGCAUGGAUACUUGCAAUAAGUUCCAUAACAUGCAAGAGAAAUUCAACCCAUGGCUAGACAAGGCUGAAGAUAAGGCAAGAAACAUGGAUCCAAUUGCAUUCACAAAGAAGGCCAUUGAUAAGCAGAUCAAGGAGAUUCAAGCUUUCAAGAAUGAUGUUUCCCGUCACAGUGGAGAAUUUGAGAACAACAAAACAGCAGGAGAUAAGCUUGUUGGGUGCACUGACACAGAUCAUGAUGGAGUUCAUGAUGCCCUUGGCAUUAUGAAGGAGCGCUGGGACAACCUUAAUGCCAUUGUCAUGGCAAGAGCACAAGACCUUGAUGAUGUUUCAGCUACAUUGGCAGACUUCAAUGAAAAGGCAAGAGACCUGGACCACACACUCCAACGCUGUGGGGACAAACUUGCCUCUCUUGAUACUUUAGGUGGAGGUGGCAAAGAUGCCAAAUCACUGGAGAGAAUGAAGGCAUUGCUUGAUGAAACCAGUGCUCUUGGCAAGCAGGUUGACCAAGUAAGACAGAAGGGUGAAGAUCUGUGCACUGCUGCUGAUUCUACAGGAUCAGAUGCUACCCAUAUUCAGGAUGAAGUUGAAAGGCUGUCAGACCGUUAUGGUGAUCUAAAGGGUAAGCUUGAGGAUCGCUGUCAUGAUUUGGAAGAAGCUUCCCAGGCUGUCAACCAGUUUGGAGCUCUUGUGAAGAAUGUUGGUCAAGAACUUACAGGAUUAGAUGAUGAAAUUGACCGUAUGGCCCCUGUUGGUAGAGACAUCAAGACUGUAACAGGGCAGAUUGAUCAGCUACAGAGCUUCUUGACCAAGGUUGACCAGAAGGCUGACGAAAUUGAAGAUGCAAAGGCAGCCUUGGAGGAUCUUGUUGCUCAAGGGUUCACAGGUAGUAAUAACCGCACUGCCGAGGACCAGAUUAAGCAGCUUGGUCGCCAGUUGAAGAAAAUCCAAGAUCGCUGUGAUGUCCGUGGCAAGGACCUUGACACUGUUUUGAACAAAUUAGAAAACUUCUACCAGAAAUACAGUGUGGUAAUGGAGGAAAUCAACGAAACGGACAAGGAAGGUGAAGCAUUUAAACCAGUGGGUGCAGAUGUUGACACAAUCAUUGCUCAACAGGAGGAAUUUAAGAGAUUUAAGGGCAAACACAUUGAAGCUUUAGGAAAACAAGUAACUGAAUGCAAUAAGCUUGGUCAGGGGCUCAUUCAGAGUGCUGCAUCAGGUGUUAAUACCCACGAUCUUGAGGAUGAUAUUGAUGGCAUGAAUGAUCUCUGGAAUAAACUGAAGGAGAUGAUUGGCAACCGAGAGAAGGCUCUGGAUAAGGGCUUGAUGCAAUCUGGCAAGUUCCAGGAUGCAUUGGACAGUAUGUUACAAUGGCUUGGCAACUUUGAAGAGAUGAUGGAAAAUCAAGCACCUAUCUCAGGUGAAUACUCCGUGGUGAAGGCUCAAGGACAGGAGCAGAAGUUCUUGAGAAAGAUGCUUCUUGAUAGACAGAAUGAGAUGCAGGCACUCUUGUCCAUGGGACGUAGCCUGGCCGCAGAUCUAGAACCUUCAGAGAAGGCUAAUGUAGAAGGACAGUUGGAUGAUUUGCUCAACAGAUUUGAUGAUGCCAAUGCCCGAUCACAGGAGCGCAUGGAGGCUCUCGAAGAAACACUGAAGGUUGCCAAGGAGUUCCAAAACAAACUUAACCCCAUUACAGAAUGGCUUGACCGCACUGAAAAGAAGCUCAAGGAGAUGAGCACCGUACCAUCAGAUGAAGAAAAAAUCCAGAAACUUCUUGAUGAGCAUGAUAACCUUCAUGAUGAAAUCCUUGGCCAGAAGCCUGCAUUUGAUGAUCUUACUGAUGUAGCUACAGCCCUCAUGAACCUUAUUGGAGAUGAUGAAGCCAAUGCAUUGGCUGACAGAUUGCAAUCAACCACAGACCGCUAUGGCCAGCUUGUAGAAGACUCAGAAGCACUUGGCCGUCUUCUGCAAGAAUCAAAGGUGGGUCUGCGCCAUCUUGUUCUGACUUAUGAGGACUUACUCUCAUGGAUGGAUGAGAUGGAAGCAAGGCUCUCCAAGUAUCGUAUCCUUUCUGUGUUUGUUGAGAAGCUCUUGGAGCAAAUGGAUGAACUGACAGACCUGGGAGAAGAAGUUGUAUCUCAUGAAAAACAGGUUUCAGAGGUAAUGGAAGCUGGUUCUCAGCUCAUGAAACACAUUUCCAGUGAUGAAGCUCUUCAGCUGAAGGAUAAAUUAGACUCUAUCCAAAGACGCUACAAUGAUCUUAGUGCCAAGGCAACUGACCUUCACAAGUCUGCCAAUGAAGCCUUGCCUUUGGUUCAACAGUUCCAUAGUGCUCAUGAUCGUCUGGGCUCAUGGAUGCUGUCUGUUGAGGGACAGCUCCAGAGCAUGGACUCCUCAGGCCAAGGACUCUUGGAAGAAGAGAUUGAGAGGUUGGCUCAAGAGAUCCAAGAACAUCGCCCAUUGGUAGAAGCUGUCAACUUGGUUGGACCUCAACUGUGUCAGAUCUCUCCUGGUGAGGGUGCCUCAAACAUUGAAACACUUGUCACAAGAGAUAACAGGAGGUUUGAACAAAUCUGCGAACAGAUUCAGAGAAGGAUGGAGAGAAUUCAUAUGUCCAAGCAGAGAUCACAGGAGGUCACACAUGACAUUGAUGAGUUGCUUGACUGGUUCCGUGAAGUGGAAGGUCAGGUCAGGGAAGCAGAACCUCCAAGUGUGGAUCCUGAUGAGAUUCGAAUCCAAUUGAAGGAGCACAAGGCUUUGAAUGACGAUGUUGCCAGUCAGAAGGGCAGAGUGCGUGACGUCCUGUCCAAUGCUAAGAAGGUCUUGAGGGAAGCACCACAACAUGAAGACACCAGUGAACUGAGAGAAAAGAUGGAUGACCUCAAGGAGACCAUGGAAUCUGUCUCUAAGCUUUCAUCAGAUAGGCUUUCGACCUUGGAGCAAGCUCUACCUCUGGCAGAGCACUUCUUUGAGACUCAUCAUGAGCUGGAUGACUGGCUCUCAGGCAUGGAGAAUGAAGCUAUGGUGAUGGACACCCCAGCAUUGCGUGCUGAACAGAUUAUCCGUCAAAUGGAGAGAAACAAGAACUUCUUGCAGUCCAUUGCUGACCACAAGCCAUUGCUUGACAAACUGAAUAAGACUGGUGGUGCCCUUCUUAAACUUGUCAAUGAAGAAGAUGGCAACAAGAUUCAAGAUCUCCUUGAAAGUGAUAAUGACCGUUACAAUGCUCUAAAGAAUGCACUUCGUGAACGUGGACAAGCUCUUGAGGAUGCUCUUCAAGAAACUAGCCAGUUCUCAGACAAGUUGGAUGGUAUGUUGUCUGCUUUGGCUGAAACUGCAGAUCAGGUGAAGAAUGCUGAGCCCAUCUCUGCCCAUCCUGAGAAGAUCCAUGAACAAGUGCAGGAGAACAACAGUAUCAUUGAUGACCUUGACAGGAAGGAGACAGCAUUUACUGCUGUUAAAGCAGCUGCAGAAGAUGUCAUCAACAAGGCUUCACGCAAUGACCCAGCUGUCAAGGAUAUUAAGAACAAGUUGGAUCGUCUGAACAAGUUGUGGGACCAUGUGCAAAUGGCAACUACCCAGCGUGGCCAAUCUCUGGAAGAUGCACUUGCAAUGGCCGAGAAAUUCUGGGAAGAACUACAAGGUGUCAUGACUGCCCUUAAGGACCUGCAAGAGACACUGAAGGCCCAAGAGCCAGUUGCUGUAGAGCCUCAGGCAAUCAAACAACAGAGAGAUGAACUUUCACAGAUCAAGAACAAGAUAGACCAAACAAAGCCAGAGGUGGAACAAGUUCGCCAGACUGGACGAGAUUUGAUGAACCUCUGUGGAGAGGCAGACAAGCCUGAAGUCAAGAAGAACAUUGAAGAUCUGGAUUAUGCUUGGGAUAAUGUCACAGCCUUGUAUGCCAGGCGAGAGGAGAACUUGAUUGAUGCCAUGGAGAAGGCUAUGGAGUUCCAUGACACACUGAGGAACAUGCUUGAGUUCUUGGAGAAGGCAGAAGACAAAUUCUCAGGAAUGGGUGCUAUUGCUGGAGACAUUGAAGCUAUCAAGGGCCAGAUUAACCAGCUGCAGAAGUUCAAGGAUGAGGUUGACCCACACAUGGUCAAGGUUGAGGCCCUGAACAGGAGUCUAAGAAGACAAGCUCAAGAACUCAAGGAACGCACCACUCCUGACCAGGCUGCCGCCAUUAUGGAGCCUUUGGGAGAAGUCAACCGACGAUGGGAUGAACUCCUCAAGGGUAUUGUAGAGCGACAGCGUGACUUGGAAUAUGCCUUGCUCAAGCUUGGCCAAUUCCAGCAUGCCCUCAAGGAACUGCUUGUUUGGAUAGAGAGAACCACCAAGAAUCUGGAUGACUUGAAACCUGUGUUUGGAGAUCCACAGGUCAUCGAAGUAGAGCUUGCCAAGCUGAAGGUGACCAUUAAUGACAUCCAAGCUCAUCAAUCAAGUGUAGACACACUUAAUGAUGCAGGACGGCAGCUGAUUGAAGCUGAUAAGGGCUCUGAAGAUGCUUCCAACACCCAGAAGAAGUUGUCUGAACUAAACAAGAAAUGGAGUGAACUGCAGGACAAGGCUAGCAGCAAACAGAAUGACUUGGAAAAUGCAUUGAGGGAAGCUCAGAUCUUCAGUGCAGAAAUCCAGGAUCUCUUGCUCUGGCUUGGAGACAUUGAUGCUGCAUUGUCAACCUCUAAGCCUGUUGGUGGUUUGCCAGAAACUGCAAAGGAGCAGUUGCUUCGCUUCAUGGAGAUUUACGAUGACCUAGAGGAGAACCGUUCCAAGGUUGAGAGCACACUUCAGCAAGGCCAGGAGUACUUGAAACGUUCUCGUGAAGGAUCUGCUUCCAAUCUGAACCAUAGUUUAAGAACUCUCAAGCAACGUUGGGAAAGUGUCAUGAACCGUGCUAAUGACAAAAAGAUCAAACUAGAAAUUGCUCUUAAGGAGGCCACUGAAUUCCACGAUGCCUUGCAACAGUUUGUUGACUGGCUAACGGAGGCUGAGAACUUCUUGAAUGGCCAACAGCCAGUUUCUCGUGUUCUGGAUAUUAUCCUCCAACAAAUUGAAGAACACAAUAGUUUCAAGAAGGAUGUUACUGCUCAUCGUGAGGUAAUGCUCAAUCUGGAUAAGAAGGGAACUCAUCUUAAGUACUUCAGCCAAAAGCAGGAUGUUAUUUUGAUUAAGAACUUGCUUGUGUCUGUUCAGCACCGCUGGGAAAAAGUAGUGUCAAAGGCAGCUGAAAGAACUCGUUCACUUGACCUUGGAUUCAAGGAAGCCAAGGACUUCCAUGAUAAUUGGAAUGAACUCAUAUCCUGGCUCACUGAUGCUGAAAAUACUUUGGAUGAGCUUGCAUCCAAUGUGGGCAAUGACCCAGAGAAGAUCAAGGCUCAAAUUGCUAAGCAUAAGGAGUUCCAGAAGGCCCUUGGUGCUAAGCAGCCAUCUUAUGAUGGUACAAUGAAGCAGGGUCGAAGUCUGCAGAACAAGGCACCAAAGACUGAUGAAGAGACACUGAAACAGAUGAUGGCAGAUUUGAAGAACAAAUGGAAUAGUGUGUGCCAGAAGAGUGUAGAUCGGCAGAGGAAACUUGAGGAAGCUCUAUUGUUUACUGGCCAGUUUAAGGAUGCCAUCCAAGCUUUGCUGGACUGGCUCAAGAAGGUGGAAGUUGGGCUUGUGGAGGAUGGACCAGUUCAUGGAGAUCUGGACACUGUUAUGGCUCUUGUGGAACAACACAAAGCUUUCUGUGCUGAAAUGAAGAACAGGUCAGCUCAGGUUGAAAGUGUCCGUCGCACUGCUGAUGAUCUCCUGGUCAAGGCUAGUGCUGAAGAUGCUGCCACCAUUAAAAGACAGAUCAUUGAGUUAGUAAGCUCAUGGGAGAAGGUAGAAAAAGCCACUGAAGUUCGCACACUGCGUUUAGAAGAGGCUUUGCAGGCUGCAGAAAGAUUACACAAGGUUGUGCAUAUGCUCCUUGAUUGGCUGUCUGAUGCCGAAAUGAAACUUCGGUAUGCUGGCCCCUUGCCAGAUGAUGAAGAAGAAACAAGACGUCAGAUUGCUGAACACGAAUCCUUCAUGGCAGAACUGGCACAAAAGGAGAAGGAAAAGGAUGACACCAUUGCACUGGCAGAAGAUAUCCUUGCCAAGGCCCAUCCUGAUGGUGUAGCUACAAUCAAGCACUGGAUUACAAUUAUUCAGUCAAGAUGGGAAGAAGUCAUGGCCUGGGCUAGGCAGAGGGAAACCAGAUUGUCUGAUCAUCUCCGAAGCCUUAGUGACCUUGCUGGACUUCUUGAUGAAUUGAUGCGUUGGUUGAUCCAGGCUGAGAACAAUCUGACGACAUUGGAAGCCGAACCACUGCCAGAUGACAUCCCAGCCAUUGAAGGCCUGAUCACUGACCACAAGGAAUUCAUGGAUGAGAUGCAGAAGAAGGAACCUGAUGUUCUAAGUAUUUGCAAACCAACCAAACCGAGACCUUCACUCUCCAACCAGGGCAAGAAGCGCUCUAGAGCAUCCCUUGGUCGUGAGAGUGUGAGCCCAGGAAGGGAAUCCUCGCCAGAAUAUGAUUAUCCAUCCCGACGUUCUAGCCGUAUCAGCCCCGAUCGCGAAUCUUCACCAGGACCCAAAUCGCGAAAGUCCAGCCGCGCAUCACCUGCUCGUGAGAUCACACCCACUCGGGAAUACCCUCGGCCCUGGAUGUUUGGAGCAAGAACAACACCACCCCGAGAGUUAUCACCCGGAGCUGACCGAGAAAGAGAAUGGCCUCUUUCACACUUGCGCUUUGCCACGUCCACACCAACGCCUGCUGGUGCUACUACUGGUACUGCAGGAGGAAGAAAGAGCAGCAAGGCCAGUGUGAGAGAUGAACCUCAGAUCAAGAAUCCUCAUGCUAGAGCAUUGUGGGAGAAGUGGCAGCAUGUUGGCUUCAUGGCAUGGGAACGCAUGCGACGUCUCUAUGACAAACUCAACUAUCUUCAGGAGCUUGAGAAACUUAAGAACUUCUCCUGGGAAGAAUGGAGGAAGAGGUUCAUGAAGUUCAUGAACCACAAGAAAUCUCGUGUGACUGAUCUGUUCCGCAAGAUGGACUCUGAUAAUGAUGGAGCUGUGCCAAGAGAAGACUUCAUUGAUGGAAUCCUUAAGACCAAGUUCCCUACAAGCCGUUUGGAGAUGGGAACUGUUGCCGAUAUAUUUGACCGCAACCAGGAUGGCUACAUUGACUACCAAGAGUUCAUUGCGGCAUUACGACCUGACUGGGAGCGCAAGGGACCUUUGACUGAUGCAGAAAGGAUUGAUGAUGAAGUGCAGAAACAGGUUUCCAAAUGCACCUGCCGACAGAAGUUCCGUGUGCACCAAGUAGGAGAAGGCAAAUAUAGGUUUGGAGACAGUCAGAAGCUCCGUCUGGUUCGUAUCCUGCGGUCAACCGUCAUGGUUCGUGUGGGCGGUGGAUGGGUGGCACUUGAUGAAUUCCUUGUGAAGAAUGACCCAUGCAGAGUAUGUCCGUCUAUACCUGAGUUAGAGCAGGUUGGAGAUUUGGAACUACAUGAGCAUGGGUGCCCUAUGAGAGGAAAGACUUCACCAGCUGGGUCCUGCCGUAGCUCCUCCAAGGGUCGCACCAACGUGGAGUUACGCGAGCAGUUCAUCCUAGCGGAGGGCGUAUCCCAGAGCAUGACACCGUUCAAGUCCAAGCCUAGCCCCAACAGUUCUGUGUCAAGCCAGUCAGGCACUCCUGCCCAGCAGCGAUCCCAGUCCCUGCCUAACGCUGGGCCCAUUAUCAAGGUCCGAGAAAGAACAGCCAAGAGCUCAGCCAUGGGCCGUGCUUCCUUCAGUGCUGGAACUCCAGAUUCCUCGUUUAGUGAAGAAGGAGGCACUUCCUCGUUCCAUCUCCAUGGUGGUAAGCGCAAGGCUUCCGCUCCAGUCACAUCCCGCUCAUCUUAUAAUACCUCAGCUGACAGUCAACCAGGAAGCCGAGGAGGCAGCCGCCCUGCUUCUCGAGGACCUGGCUCUCGUCCUGGUUCUCGGCCUGGGUCUCGACCACCAAGUCGUGCAGGCUCAGAGGUGUCCCUAGACUCCUAUGAUGGCGGCCGGACCCCCAUGAGACGCACACCCUCAUUUACAGGGCGAACACGCACACCAUCUAGUCAGUCCUCUGGGGUUCAGCGGUCUUCUUCCCUUAGAAAGGCCUCGGCCCCUGUCAAGUCCUCCACAGGCACUGUCAACGGAACUGGGACACGUGCCAUCUCUGUCUCAUCUAGAUCGCGGAGCAUGACAAGGACGCCGUCAGCAUCGAGCAUUCCUGUAGCUGUGGCAUCCUCGUCCAGGUUAUAUUCACCGACUCUGUCCAGUCGAUUGAAAGAGGCAGGAAUUAGGACCAAAAUCCCGGUUCUUGUGGGUGCUGCCUCUGAUUGGGAACGGACUAACCUAUCUGGCUCCACAUCUAACCUGAAUGUUGCGGGAACACCCUUAAGGUCCCGAACUUCAUCAACUACUAGUCUUAACUCCAAUCAUUCCACAAGCAAAAUUCCAACACUGAGACACAAAGUGUCCACCACACAAAGCACCACUCCCAAGACCUCCACUACUACAAGGACUCGGAAUCCUUCAGGUUCCAGCAGCACAGGUGGAACUACUAGGAUUGCCCGCAAAUCCUCUGCUGCUUCAGACACGCCUACCGGGAUAGCAAGGAAGACAGGCAUCGCAGAGCCACGACGCAAGUUGUAGGAGAUUAAAUGGCAAAAUUAUAUUAUAUUGUGCUAGGGCCCAAUGAAAGUUGUAAAGAAAAUUUACAUGGUACCCUGUACAGUUUAUAUUAAAACACAUAGAUGUAUGACAGUUACAAGUGAUAAAAUUGUAAAUGUGUAACAUGUUGCCACAUUUUUUGUGGCACAUUAUGAUAUAUAAUUGAUCAUAUUUUCUUUUGGAAAAAGCUUUAAAUAGACAACAUUGUAAUGAUUAGAGAUCUCUGAAAUUAUUUGAUUGGCAUUUUUCUAAUUGAAAUAUUUGACUUCUGGUUGGAUUUAGAUCCAUAUAAUUUCUAUGGAAUAUUCAUCUUUUGAAUUUGCUAGCAAAUGUGAUAUCAUGACAGGGCAAAUCCUGUUGCCUGAUAAUAGGACUGGAUUUGGUUAAUGUUAAUAUAUGAUAGAAAUCACGGUAUCAAGUUCUAUUUUAUAUUAAUAAAGCCUGAUCUGGCCCUACAAAGUGAUAUGAUUAGGGUAGUGCAAGCCCAUUUUGAGAGUUCUCAGCCAUUCCACUCAACAUAUCGUGCUUGCUUUUGAAAAGGUUGUUUAUUGUGUAAAGUCUCCAAGACUAUGUUGCUUGAUUUUAUUUUAUUUUUGUUUAUUUUCACCUUUGUGGCAUACAGUUCAGAAUUUUCAACUUCAAAUAUUUUCUUGGUGACAAUGCAAGUCAAUAAUUGUCUUCAUCAAUUCUUAUGUCAUACUAUGUUAGAUUCUAUUAGAUUUUUUUUCUUCCUUUCUUUUUUUUUUUUUAUGCUCCGCCCACUUGAACCAGUGUUUAAGAAGACCUCAGUUACAAGUGUAUUGUCUCAUUUCCCUGAUUCAUAGUCUAAGGCUGUUCUCAUGUACUCACCAUUAACGCUUCAUACCUAACUUGCCUAUGUGCGUAUCAAGCAAGCCUAUGUGGGGUAUUACAGGUUGCCAAAAUGCCACGUCUUGCAAGGAAUAUAUGUUGAUUUGCAACUUGGAGUUCAGCAGGAGUUUAAUGGUGCUUUAUAGUCAUAUAGAAUUUAUACUAAGCAAUAUUGGUACUUGAAAUUAUGUUAAAAUGCGCCUCAAUGGUUUAUUGUCUGUGCUACUAAUAAAGUGCAAAUGUGAUGAGAACAGUAAUUUGAGUCUCGGAUAGUAUAUCAUUUAAUUGUGAUUCCUAAUUGUUAAUAGGAAUAUUUUCUUGUAGCACUAUCUAAGUUACACGACAGCUGAUCUCAUGACAAAACGUUGAAAAAACAAAAAACAAAAAAACUUUCGUUCCUGGAACAGCAAAUCGAAGAUGGAACGGACUCAGAAAGCUAUGUCAAACUUACAUGACAUUAGGUGUGGCUCUGGGAAAAAAAAUAUCGACCAUAAGUAGAGGAUGCAAAUGCUGCAGGCUGGUUCCGGGUUUUAACGGAGGCAAAACACCAUCUCAUGUCUCUGUAUGGUCUUGUAACAUUUGCAUCAUUUACUUAGCGGUCUUGGUGUCAUUUUUUUCUUCUUCUUCUGUUACCUAACUCUUUAACAGAUUUUUAAUUAGGCUAAAUUUCCGAAUGUUGUCUUUUGUGUUUUUGUUGUAUUGUUUGUAUAAACCUUAGCUUUCAUGCUUUGUUAUAAGUUGUAAAUAAUAUAAUAAUAUAGUAAGCCCAUUGAAAGAUUGAAUUAUGGGGCACAAAAUAAAUUUCACAGUGAGUAACAAAAAUAUGGUAAGAUGUACUAAAGUCCUUUUGGUUGAAUAUACUGUACUUGACCAAUCAUCAUAGAAUAUUUUUUGUAUUUAAAUUGCUUAUGAUUAUACUAAUGCUUCGAUAAUAAAUGAGUAACGAGA